This is a messenger RNA of Cyanidioschyzon merolae strain 10D, 1620 nucleotides long. RefSeq names its product aluminum resistance protein. The transcript has a single exon. Lineage: Eukaryota; Rhodophyta; Bangiophyceae; Cyanidiales; Cyanidiaceae. The record is from RefSeq and is a predicted model, not a curated record. The coding region runs from base 1 to 1620 and encodes 539 amino acids.
AUGCUGCAAUCAAUGAGUUUGGAAGCAAGGGUUCUUGAGACGCGGAAGAAGGGCGCGUCCAAACACGAGGUGUCCGUAGCUCGCGGGCGAAGCAACGCUGCUGCCGAAGCGACGCUGCAAACUGCACAGCAUCCGUCACAACAUGCCGUCCUGGCAUACCAGUGCUUCGUGGCCCCGAUGUCACCGCUGCGUCUGCAAAGAAACUCGGAGAAUAGGACGCGGCGACUUUGCUCUGUAAGAACGAAGCGACGCUUCGGAAACACAGCGCAAAAGACACAGCGCCUCGAGAUUCGUUCGACGGUGCCCAAGUCAGAGCAACCUGCUGUUCAAUACAAAAUAGUGGACGCUCUCAUCGAGUCCAAAGUCGCAGAGCUUUAUCCGCACUUUGCACAAGUUGAUCGCCGAACCGCCUACCAUCUAGGACGGAUACUGCAGACAUUCCGUGCACAUCGCCUUGGUACACACCAUUUUGCGAGCAUCAACGGAUACGGACACGGCGACAUAGGUCGAGACACUCUGGAUGCCAUCUAUGCGGACCUCUUCGGUACAGAGGCGGCACUGGUGCGCGCACAGUUCUUCUCCGGGACGCAUGCAAUAGCCUCGUGUCUGUUCGGGGUCCUGCGCCCCGGAGAUGAGAUGCUUUCGAUAAGCGGGAAACCCUACGAUACCCUCGAAGAGGUCGUUGGCCUGCGACCCAGUGCCAAUGGGGCUGGAGGCUCCCUUCGCGAUUUCGGAAUCGAAUACCGAGAGCUGGAGCUCAGUGCAUCCCACGGGAACAUCCUCGAUUGGGAUGCGCUCGCCCAAGGAACCUGCUUCUCACCGAAAACCCGCCUGUGCUUGAUCCAACGCUCCCGCGGAUACGCCUGGCGACCGUCGAUUUCCGUCAAGGAUAUCGUUCGUGCUGCUCGAAUCAUCAAGAGCCACCGGCCAGACAUGAUUGUUUUCGUCGAUAAUUGCUAUGGCGAGUUUGUUGAGGAGUUCGAACCUACGAAUCUUAGCGACGACAUUGACCUUAUGGCAGGAUCGCUGAUCAAGAACCCUGGCGGGACCCUUGCGCUCGGCGGCGGUUACGUAGUGGGGCGUGCAGCGCUGGUCGCUGCCGCAGCUAACCGCCUCGCAGCACCGGGCGUCCACGGGGGCGCCACCUACAACCUUAAUCGAGUCAACUAUCAGGGCUUAUUUUUGGCGCCUCAGAUGGUAGGAGAGGCGCUCAAAGGGGCAAUGUUAGUCGCUACUACGCUUCUUGAGCUCGGGUUUGAGGUAUCGCCCAUGCCGCCUCAAUUCGGAGGAGAAGCAGCCCAUCGCACAGAUAUCAUUCAGGCCGUUCGACUCGGCGCGCCCGAGCUGAUUGUUGCCUUUGCUCGAGCGGUGCAGAAAUGGUCCGCUGUAAGUGCAUAUGUCCAGCCUACAGCCGGUGCGACACCAGGUUAUGAAGAUCAGGUGAUUUUCGCCGACGGCACCUUUAUGGAAGGAAGUACGUUGGAGCUUAGCGCAGAUGGGCCACUUCGUGAACCCUAUGUUGUGUACGCACAAGGUGGCACGCACUGGACGCAUUGGAUUCAUGUCUUGCGUGAGUUCGGCGCAGUACUAGAUCAACAGCGCCACGUAAAACUAGGGUAA